CUUGAACUCAAUUUUUUUGAAUUGUUAUUUGUUGUGGAAAUAUUAAGUCUUCAUUCAAUUUAUUCAUCAUAUAAACCACACAUUUUGUAAAAAUCCAAUUAUUUGUCAAUAUUCUAAUCAAGUGAAAUGAAAUAAUCAAGUACCUAGUUUCAAUAUUUGGUUCAUUUGGUUAAAUCAUCGCAAAGUAAUACAACGAGUGAUAGGAUGAGUGCAUUGAAAGUGAAUGCAUCCCAAAGUGAUGUCUUGGACGCCAGCACUGGUUAUCACUACUAUAUUCAUCAGUUUUGGGACGACAGGUGCGACCCGCGGACCAACCACUUGCCACUCAUGAGUGGCGGUCCAUGGAAUCUGAUGGCCAUUCUCAUGGCUUACUUCGUGAUCGUCACCAAAUUGGGUCCAAAGUGGAUGAAAAACCGGAAUCCCUUUGAACUGAGAAGUCUUAUGCUGUUAUACAAUGUGGUGAUGGUCUCCAUAAACCUAUUCUUCUUAUACGAAUCGGUCCAAUGGCUGCACUUCGGCACAAGACUUCUGGACUUUAAGUUUCCGGACAAUCGGGACACCAGUGCCGCCUCCAUGAGAGUGGUCCACAUGUUUCACUACUAUAUGAUCACCAAAUUUGUCGACUUUAUCGACACGUUCUUCUUCGUGGCCCGAAAGAAGACCAAUCAGAUAACAGUCCUUCAUAUCUAUCAUCACAUAUCUGUUCCCAUCAUCGGAUGGAUCAGUGCGUGGGUCUCACCACUGAUGCCAGUGUUGGGAUUAUUUGCAUUACUCAACUGUUUUUGUCACGUUUUGAUGUAUUCCUACUACGCUUUGGCGGCGUUUGGGCCGUCAGUUCAGCCCUACUUAUGGUGGAAGCGAUACAUCACUCAAAUCCAAUUGAUUCAGUUCGCACUCAUCGGCAUCUAUGGCCUCAUUCUGAACAUAUAUCACGUGGACUACCCAUUGGUGUAUAGAGUACUGCCUGUAUCCCAGGGACCCAUAUUCUUCGUGAUGUUCGCCAACUUCUACAUCAAGGCUUACCGAAGAAAGCAGGAGUUGCGCCGCAAAUCCAAAGCCAAUUGAGUGACCAUUCAUUUGAAAAGUCUUAACCCAUGGUUUGCCGUGAUUUUACAUAACCAUAUACCAGUAUAUCCCCGAGUAUUAAUUCACUAAACAUUUUCAGUCAAUUUUACUAUCAUUUUAUUGAGUCCUUAUAGUAAUU
Molecule: messenger RNA, 1204 nt
Organism: Oppiella nova
Lineage: Eukaryota; Metazoa; Arthropoda; Arachnida; Sarcoptiformes; Oppiidae
Source: the annotation of a GenBank genome assembly